This is a messenger RNA of Musca domestica (house fly), 3343 nucleotides long. Its product is annotated as probable serine/threonine-protein kinase cdc7. The record is from RefSeq and is a predicted model, not a curated record. The transcript has 4 exons. The coding region runs from base 644 to 2980 and encodes 778 amino acids. NCBI's taxonomy places the organism in Eukaryota, Metazoa, Arthropoda, Insecta, Diptera, Muscidae.
AGUUUAUUUAGUUAAUAAAAAACGUGCAACUGGCAAAGACGUAUCGACGUCGUGAGACCUUGUCGGAACUGUGGUGAAUGCGUAAUGCGAUGAUGCAUGCUACCAAACAGCAAAAGUGGUGAUUGGUGAUGACAAAAGAAAAAUUUCAAAAAUUAUAUUGUUUUUGUUACCAAAGGAAGCGUAUAUAUGUAGAUAUUUUCCAAAAAAAAAAAAUACAAACAUACAUACAUGUGUUUUAUGAAUAUGUCGAAUGUGGGCUAAGACAAAUUGCCGCCAUUGUUGUCUCAUGCAUAAUUUAAGAUAUUUCUAUUCAAAUGGUCAGUGUUGUGAAACAACCUUAGAAUUUUAUGACGAAUGUCACUGAGAAAGUGUGAUGGAAAGUAAAAGAAUCAAAUAAAACAAAUGAAUCAAAAUCCAAGUGUCAAACAAAAGAAAAAAAUAUAAAAAAAUUGUGCAGAAAAGAAAAAAAAAAAUAAAAUACAAUAAAAAAAGAAAUCAAGAAAAAAAUCGCUGACGUCUUGUUGCAAACAAUAAGUGAUUGCCGGCAUUUGUGAGACGUGCGCUGAAUUAAUAGAAAUUUUGAAAAAAAAAGAAAAAAAAAAUAAUUAUAGCUACAAAUAGCUGCACAAUUAAUAACAUCAAAAUGGAUUCUUUGGAUGUGACAUCGCCGGCAAAUGCCUCACCGCCAGAUUUUGAUUUUAAUCUGCCGUGUCGGUUCUUUAAGAGCUCAUUUGCUCGAUCACUUUCACUCAACAACAGUAGCAGCAACAAUCAUUGCAAAUCUUUGGAUUAUGACAUACGUUCUAGCAACAACAAAAGCAAUAAUAACGACAAUAAUAAUGGAAAUAGUAGCAGCGGUAUUCCACCUCCAAUACCGCAAAAGCGUUUUACAACGCAAGACAGUUCUUCUUCAAACCAAAACAACCAGAAUGAGGCCACCAUCAACAACAACAGCAACAAACCGGUUGGUAUUAAUACAACCAACGAUAUUACCAACAAGAAAGCCACCGCCAAUGAUAAGCCUCCGGCUUUGCCAGCAAGACGACCACCAUUUUCCAGCAAUGGAGCUGGAUCACUUCAGCAACAGCAGCAGCAAAAUAUGCAAGCUUCUUUGACACAAUUACGCCAACAGGCCUUCAAUCAGGCUUUGAGCCAUUCUAAUGCGCCAGUGUUGCCAGUAAAUGUAAAUGCCGCCGCAUCUAAGGCUGGCUUGCGAGCCAAUCAUCAUCAGCAACAACAACAACAACAACAGCAGUUGCAAUUUAAUCAAAAUCUUAUCAAUCACUUUUCCGGCAACUCGAAUGGCCACAACGACAGCAUUUGCAGCAGUGCCAGUAGCAGCAGCAGCGGCAGUAACAACAGCAACUUUAGAAGGAAUAUCAUCGUCUGGCCGAAUAACCAACAACAACAACGGAAUGUGGAACAGGAUGGCAGUUUCUUUGAUGUCGAUAAUGACGACAAUUUACAAUUUAAAUAUCACGAUGUGAAAGCAAAUCGACAACUGAUGAUACCAACAAUAAUGGCAACAAAUGCCAGCAAUCAGCAGCAGCAACAACUUCCCUACGAUGUUGUUCAUGACAAUGCCACAAAUGUGGAAGCUGUUAUUCUACAGAAUCAAGUGGACACCUUGCAUUGGCAAUUAAAACAGGUUGAAACCAGUUGCGAUAUGUAUCGUGCGGUUAUGGAAGAAGUGGCGCGCUUCCUUGAACGUUAUCAAAAACAGCGUCAAGUCCAACAAAAAGAACAACAGCAGCAAUUGGAUAACAUGGAACAGAUGUCACGUUCCAAGAGUCUAUAUCAAGUUAAUACUACCAGUGGAAGCCAUGACAAAUCGCUGAAGUUAACUCCAGAAGAUGAGGCUAUAACAUCAUAUUUGCGUGUACGGAGCAGCACGAAUCUCAUUGAUUUGAAACAAAUCGAAUGCAAGAAAAACAAGUCAUUAAAUGCGACAACAGGUCGCCACAGCAAAGAUGACCACAAUUUUGAGACAAGUCUGGCACCAUCGCAAUCGUACAAUGCCUUUAAGGAUUUCACUUGGAGGCGUUCCCCCAAAAAAGCCCAUGACUCCAAGGCCAAUGGUGGUCGUGAUGAUGCCGACGAAAAACUUAGCCAGGAGGCCUUUAGGCUUUUGCGCACCAUUCAAAAUCUUUUGAAUACAUCACAACAUCAAACGGAAAUAUUACAUCCGCACCAGCACCAACACCACCAUCAGCAGCAGAUACAACGUGAAUCAUUGGCUCCUUGUGGUGGCGUGAAUCGCAUAUCCAAAGCCAUAUCAACCACUUCAGUGGCCACAUUGCCUGGUGCACCCAUGCACAAUUCGACCAGCCUUACCUUGGCCACAAAUUGUGCAGCAUCAACCACAUCUGAUUCAUCAGCAACCUCGCCCACCAUUGCCGCCACACCCAACACUCUUGCCCCGGAUAUGUUAUUCUUGCGUUCCGCAAAUAUGCGUGAUUCCCGCCUGUCAUUGCGCAGUUCCACUGACAGUUCGGUACAUUCCACCUCAUCGGCAGCUUCAUCAGCUUCUUCGAAAGUGGAAACCGAUGAAGAGCCCACAACGCCAUUUCAUUCACCUUCGAACUUGCUAGGCCAACACAAGCCUCACAUCAUGGCUAGUUCUAGCACCGAAGAUGAAAGCGGUUUCAGCUCAAUAAGUUCAUUUCCGGAAAUUGGAGUGCCACAUAGCUCGACCAUGAUUUCCACUAAGCCUCCACAAAAAUGUCGAAACGCCAAAGGCAAUGAAUUGCGGCCCCAAAAGACGACGGGCAGUGACAGUCAACAACAACAACACUCCGCAGCCGAUAAUGGAAAUUCAACGCUAAAAGCAAAUGUUGUGGGUUUGCCUUUAAACUCCUCCCAGGACAUGUCGCAUCGUUGGGAUACACCCUCCAAAACGUACCACAAUGCCAGCACAAAAUUUCAAAGAUUUUCAGCUUUAUCGAAUAACGAAGAUUCGAAUACUGUUUUAUGGGUUUGAGUUCGAAUUUUAACACACUUUGUCCAUUAAUAGCAGAUUCAAUCGUGUUUCUGUUUCGUUGCUUAGUUUGUGCCUUUAUCAUGAAUUAUUUCGUAUUAUUUAUUAAUAAUAUUUGUGUGUGUAUAUGUAUUAUUUAUAAGUUUCAUUCGUUAACAAACAAAAAUUCUGAAAUGCAGCAUUUAAAAAAUCAUUAAAGAUUUUUCUGUGGAGAAAAAUAAUUAAUCAUUUUCAAUAUGAUUAUUAAUUAUUAUUUUUUUUAAUUUCUAGAUAUAAGUUUGGAUGUAUUAUAAUAUAAAUAUUUGUGUGUUUUUCGCUUUCUUUUCAUUAGAAUAUAUAAAAAAUAGUUGUAUGAAGUGUUGAAAA